CUGGAAUCUCUUUCUAAGGAGUCCUUGAUCGCCCUGGUUCUCCAACACCGAGCAUACAUCGAGCGCUUGGAAGAAUUGCUCCCAGCAUUGACCACGAAGCCGACCACAACAAAGCCGUCAUUCGAUGAUCCAAAAGGAUAUUUUCAGAUAUUUGGCCUCGAUCCCAGGACUCCAGAGAAUAUCGAUGAGAUCUUGACCCCCUAUUAUCGCGCCUUAGCAUUAAAAUGGCACCCGGACAAAAAUGGCGAUAACCCUGAAAAAACUCAGAAAUUUAAGAAGCUCCAGACCGCAUACGAGGUACUUUCAGAUCCUGAACGACGCAGUCGUUACUUGACUCUUGGUCGCUUUUAAAGUAGAGGAAGUUGAAAAACGAUGUUCUAUCAACUCAAUCUCCAUCGACUAGCGGACAACGCAACUUGGCCAACAAAGAGUAUAUUGGUUUGGUGUUUUUACAUUUUUCAACAGAAAAUUAGAUUAAUUUAAGAUUGAAGUUCCGUGUAUCAUAGAGUUACAGCGUAAUUCAACGUCAGUAUUCGCAUUCUAAUAUAUAACGUUCUCUUCGCUAAGC
Molecule: messenger RNA, 568 nt
Organism: Fusarium redolens
Lineage: Eukaryota; Fungi; Ascomycota; Sordariomycetes; Hypocreales; Nectriaceae
Product: DnaJ domain-containing protein
Exons: 1
Source: RefSeq, a predicted model, not a curated record